CGCUUGAAUAAAAUCCAAAAUCAAAGCAUAGGAAAUAGAGUGGAGCUACCAAACGCUGCAGAUGAUCUUCCAUGGUUUGCAUGGGAUGGAAUCUUGAUAUUUUGAGUCACAAUUUGUUCUUUGUCAAGAUUUUAGAUUCAUUAACACUCUAUAUAUGUAACCGACCCUGUUGCGUCCCCCAACUUGACACCUUCCUUCCGAUCCAAACACACAAAAUCUCCGAUCCGUGCGCCUACCCCUUUCCCCACUUUUCUCCUUUCUCCUUUCUCCUUUUUCCCCUUUCUCUCUCAUCUCUUCAAUCCCUCUUUUUUCUUUUCUCUCUUUAUUCUUCUUUUUGUUUCCAGUAAAAUAAGCAAUAGAAAUCAAAGAAUCAAAACGGGAUUAAUGGCAUUGAGAAGGAGGUGAGGUUGGGCGACACGCAUUGGGAAGGAAUCGGAAUCUUUUUGCUGCUGAAAACAGGGUUGAAUUCGUCCGGAAAAGGAGCUCUAAAAAACAAGUUUUUUUGUGAGUGGUGUUUUGUCUUUGUUUGAUUCCCCAAGAAGGGUAUAAUAGCAGACACAAAGAGAAAGAGAAAGAGAAAGAGAGAGAUGAUAAAAGGGCAUUAUUAGGGAUUAAACUGUUUAGGUAUAUGUAUUGAUAGUGAAAUGUCUGAAUUGGUGGCCCGCACUGGUCGUCAUCAGCAGCGUUAUGAGGCCGGUUGCCGUCUCAUCGCCGGGUGCAUCCCCUUCAGGUUUCGGUACUCUGAAGGCAGUAAUGGUAACAAAUCUGAGAAGAUUUUGGAGGUACUAAUGAUCAACUCUACAAGUGGACCUGGUCUUUUGUUCCCAAAGGGUGGAUGGGAAAAUGAUGAAACUGUUGAGGAGGCAGCUGCACGUGAAGCAUUGGAAGAGGCUGGAGUUCGUGGGGAAUUAAUGCAUUUUCUGGGGCACUACCAUUUCAAAAGCAAAACACUACAAGAUGAAUUUAGCCCUGAAGGCAGGUGUCGAGCAGCAAUGUUUGCAUUGUUUGUGAAGGAAGAACUGGAUUCAUGGCCAGAACAGAGCCGUAGGGUCAGAAGUUGGGUCACAAUACCCGAAGCUGUCGAGUGUUGUCGCCACUCAUGGAUGCGUGAAGCUCUUGAAAACGCCUUCAAAAACUGGACUGCUGAUGCUAUGAUCAUAUUAAUGGAACACCACUAACCAACCAACUUUUAUCUUUUCAUCAAAAAAAAAGCAUAUUAUCAUUUUGGCUUUGGCUUCUUCAACCAGGUUUCUUGUUUUUUAGGUCUCAAGAAAGAAGCCACAACAAACUGUUUCUAUCUUUUAACUGUCUUUGGGUGAGAU
This is a messenger RNA of Lactuca virosa, 1322 nucleotides long. NCBI's taxonomy places the organism in Eukaryota, Viridiplantae, Streptophyta, Magnoliopsida, Asterales, Asteraceae. The record is from the annotation of a GenBank genome assembly.